Molecule: messenger RNA, 582 nt
Organism: Penicillium oxalicum
Lineage: Eukaryota; Fungi; Ascomycota; Eurotiomycetes; Eurotiales; Aspergillaceae
Gene: cnaB
Product: calcineurin regulatory subunit B
Exons: 5
Coding region: 1-582 (193 amino acids)
Molecular function (GO): calcium-dependent protein serine/threonine phosphatase regulator activity; calcium ion binding
Source: RefSeq, a predicted model, not a curated record
AUGGACCAACCCGCGCAACCGAACACGGCGGCUAUGCACAGCGUGCAGCGCCGCCGAGGCUCUGUCGGCACCACCCAGCUGUUCGACAACAUUGUUUCCACGUCCAACUUCGAUCGUGAGGAAGUGGAUCGCUUGCGCAAGCGUUUCAUGAAGCUUGACAAGGAUGCGUCAGGCACAAUUGACCGCGAGGAGUUCCUGUCGCUCCCCCAGAUCUCAUCAAACCCCCUGGCCACUAGAAUGAUUGCCAUUUUCGACGAGGACGGUGGCGGUGACGUUGAUUUCCAGGAAUUCGUGACUGGUCUCUCGGCUUUCAGCUCGAAGGGUAACAAGGAGGAGAAGCUGCGCUUCGCAUUCCGGGUCUACGACAUCGAUCGCGACGGAUACAUUUCCAACGGCGAGCUCUUCAUCGUCCUGAAGAUGAUGGUUGGCAACAAUUUGAAGGAUGUCCAGCUACAACAGAUUGUGGAUAAAACUAUCAUGGAAGCCGACAAGGAUGGUGAUGGCAAGAUCAGCUUUGAGGAAUUCACUCAGAUGGUAGAGAGCACGGACGUCAACCUGAGCAUGACCCUGAACUCAAUAUAA